Ilex paraguariensis (yerba mate) is the source of this 267-nucleotide messenger RNA. The record is from the annotation of a GenBank genome assembly. NCBI's taxonomy places the organism in Eukaryota, Viridiplantae, Streptophyta, Magnoliopsida, Aquifoliales, Aquifoliaceae.
CUUGCACAUGCUGAAGCAGUUUAUUCAGAGUCAAAUCAAACAGGCAAGCCUAAAGGAAUCAGACCAACGAACAGAACUGGCUUGCUUGGUCUCUUUGGCAAUAAGGUAGAUUUGAUAGAGUACUUUACCGAAAAAAUCAAUGAACUGACCUCAAAAUUGGAAGCUGAACAGAAAGUCAUGCUUAGAGAAAAGCAGCAGGGUUCAGCUCUGGUCUUCUUCACCAGCAGGGUUAUUGUUGCUUCUGCAGCUGUGAGUCUAUAUGUUUGA